GCCCCGGCCGCGGGCAGCGAGAGGCGGCGGGGAGAGGAGGAAGGAUGAGGCCCCUGCUCUGCUGCCUGGUCCUGGCUGCACUCCUGGGGCCCUGCCUGGCCUGUCCCAGCCCCUGCUCCUGCUCCACCAAGAAAAACGGGCGGCUGUUGGCCGAGUGUGCCUACAGGGAUCUCCAGGAGGUACCCAAGGGGUUGUCCUCCAACGUGACCAUCCUCACCCUGUCGGCCAACAGGAUCAGCUGGUUGGGGCAGGGCUCCUUUGCCGAGGUUCCUGAAGUGCAGUCACUGUGGUUGGGCUACAACCAGAUCGGGGUGGUGGAACCAGGGGCUUUUGCCUUGUUGGUGCAUCUGAAGAAUCUGGACCUGAGCCACAACAAGAUCGCAGAUUUCCCGUGGCAGGACCUCCGCAACCUCAGCGGCCUGCAGAUCCUGAAGAUGAACAACAACCGCCUGGCCGGGCUGUCCCGGGAUGCCUUCCAUUCCCUGAAGGACCUGCGCUCCCUCUGGCUCAAUGACAACGAGUUGACCACCUUGGCUGAGGGCACCUUUGACAACCUGCCCUCCCUGUCCCAGCUGCAGAUCUUCAACAACCCCUUCAACUGCUCCUGCAAGGUCUUCUGGCUGAAGAAAUGGACCGAGCGCACCUCGGUCUCCAUCACCAAGGGGGGGUCCACCCUGUGCGUGGCUCCCGCCAGGCUGAAGGGCAGGGCAGUGACAGACAUCCCCGACCACCACUGCGUGGCCCCCUCGGUGCAGCUCACCUACCUCUCCAACCUGGACAACACGGUCAUGUACGACGGGCUGACGCUGACCCUGCACUGCAGCGUGGCCGGCAGCCCCCCGCCGGAGAUCCGCUGGAAGAUCCAGACCUCCAGCCGCCGCAUCGAGAUCAACGGGCCCAACGUGGCGCGGGAUGGAAACGUCAAGCAGAGCCAAGAGCACUUCCUGGUCUUCAAGAACGGCACCAUGGCCAUCCCCAACUUCAGCAAGGAAGACGAAGGCACCUACACCUGUCUCGCUGUCAACGACGUGGGCACGCGGGAUGUCUCGGUCAACGUGGCGCUGGCUGGGUCGGAGAAUCCAGCUGAAGACCUGCUCCGAGAUGACCCCCAUGCCGGCCACCUCGGGGGGCGGAGCUGCUACAAGGGGGACGAAAUGGAUCCCUCGGGCAUUGGAGAAAAGCUGGUGAUCGUUUAUCACAUGCCGAGGGAGUCGAAGAGUGGGGCUGGAGGGGCCCUGCCCCAGGUCCACCUGGGGACCCUCCUGCUGGCUUUGGGCUUCGUGCUCUGCUGUUAAAUGGGGGAGGAGGAAACGGUGCCUCGGGGGUUCCCCCUCUUUCUGUAGCAUUUAUUUUCACGUAGUGUCGUGCCUUUGCUGAGCUUCUGGGAACUGUGGGCGGUCAGGAGUCAAAGGGGGCCAAGAUCCAGGCCCAGGGCUGGUAGUUCAACCCCUCCUUAGGUGGGGGUCAGGGCUGGGCUCUGUUAGUUGAAGGUUUCAAAUGAGUUUGGGUGAUGUCAAGCAGACCCACACCCUGCUGCCACUUUCCAGGUGUCCAAAUCUGACACCUCCCCCUUAUCUCCCUUCUGAGAUCAAAGUGUAGCUGCAGGAUUAAAGUCCACCCUCAACAAGGUGACCAUCAUCUGUCCCCAGAGCCCACCAGGAGCCCACCUCCACCUGCAGCAUCCAGCUGUGUCCAGAGAGGGGAUCCAAGGAUAACACCCAUGACCAGCAGCUGGGCCCUUGGCCAGCCAGGUGCAUCCUUCCCACCACCAACAUUACCUGAAGUAGAAGGACCAGUCUGAGAAUGGAGAAAGAGCCAGGGAAUGGGGUCCUGGGAUGCCAGGUGACGUGGCUCUGAGGGACAGAGAUGUGAUGGUGCCUUGUAGGCAGAAUGGGUACAGCAGAACAUGUUGGGUGGAGCCAUGGGCUUGGAUCAGGCCAUUUUUCAGAGCAGGAGAAGAUUUGCCACAGGAUUCAUCCCUGUAGGAGCACAAAGGGCUCCAGCUGGCUGGGUGCUGGGAGCAUCUAAAAUGCCUGUGCCUUCCCCGAAUGUCACAGGAUUUCCAACUCCCUCCCCUUUCACUGCUGAGAUCUGUGGUCCAAAAAAACUCGUCUGGGCUGGACCCACCGAGUUGCCCUGCUUCAGCUCCGGCCCCGGCAGGGAGGGACUGAGCUCAAAGAGACCCAAAUAAUUCCCCAGCACUCUUCCUUGACAGGAUACUAAACAGGGGCUGCAUGGUGGAGUGGGAGGAAAAAAGGUUGGGAAAACCCAGACUACAGAGAGAGAAGCUGAGCUGACCUAUAAGCCAUAAACACACUCCUUAAGUGCUUUAGCGUUCCCAUGUGGGACAUAUAUACCUUAUCCAGCUGUCCCAGGGUGCUGGGGAACCCUUUGUCUCCUGGUGGAGGGAUUGAGCACCUCUAUCUCCCCCACCUCAAGGUACAGGUGGUCCAGCUUUUGUACCAUCUGUGGGAGCUGGAUGGACCCCUGCAGCCCCCUCACCUUAUAACCAAACCUGUAUGGACAGCAAUAAAUACCUUUUUUUUUAAAA
Manacus vitellinus (golden-collared manakin) is the source of this 2551-nucleotide messenger RNA. It is a transcript of the gene ISLR, whose product is annotated as immunoglobulin superfamily containing leucine rich repeat. Gene Ontology annotation, molecular function: protein binding. Bases 45 to 1295 code for a protein of 416 amino acids. Lineage: Eukaryota; Metazoa; Chordata; Aves; Passeriformes; Pipridae. The transcript is spliced from 2 exons. The record is from RefSeq and is a predicted model, not a curated record.